UUGAGACUAAACUACAUCCGGGUCAACCGAACAUCCGCGUACUGCUCGCAAUUAUGGCCCAAGGUAAAAAGAAGUUUAAAGCGCAGCGCCCCGGGGCAUCAAAGAAACCCCAGCAAAACAAACAGAAAGGACCUAAAAAGGGGGGAAGGGUUAUUGCACCUAAGAAGGCUCAGGUAGUUCAGCAGCAGAAACUCAAGAAGGGCCUAGACAUUGCCAUCAGGAACAAGAUUGAACAAGAGGUGACCCAAAAGGCCAGCUCCUCUCUCCACAAGCGGCUCAGUGUGCUUAAGGGGGCUGAGCGCAAGGGACCCCCAGGAACCAACUCCAAAUAAAAAAAGGCACAAGACCGAACUCCAGGCAGACUUGAUUGGAGUACCAUUUUAAUAUAAAGCUGCUAAACUGAGUUCUGCGGAUUGUCAUGAGCUAAUGUAAUACCAAUAGAUUUUCUCCCUUCAUGUUUAACUUCAUAUAUUUAAGGUGCACAUGGAAAAAAACUUGCAUUAAAUGUAAGCCUGCUUUCUAGCUGCACAUUUUCAACAAAUUUCAAAGACUGAAAACAAGAACACAGCGUUUUGUUGAACCAUCACAAAAAUACCCACUGGGGGAACCAUUGCACCAAGCAUAAAGAAACUUAAUGAA
Lampris incognitus (smalleye Pacific opah) is the source of this 639-nucleotide messenger RNA. RefSeq names its product chromosome 5 C19orf53 homolog (gene c5h19orf53). Bases 54 to 332 code for a protein of 92 amino acids. The record is from RefSeq and is a predicted model, not a curated record. NCBI's taxonomy places the organism in Eukaryota, Metazoa, Chordata, Actinopteri, Lampriformes, Lampridae. The transcript has 3 exons.